This is a messenger RNA of Centropristis striata (black sea bass), 1222 nucleotides long. RefSeq names its product myelin and lymphocyte protein-like. NCBI's taxonomy places the organism in Eukaryota, Metazoa, Chordata, Actinopteri, Perciformes, Serranidae. The transcript has 4 exons. The record is from RefSeq and is a predicted model, not a curated record. Bases 23 to 520 code for a protein of 165 amino acids. Gene Ontology annotation, biological process: myelination. Gene Ontology annotation, cellular component: membrane. Gene Ontology annotation, molecular function: structural constituent of myelin sheath.
UACACAUAAAGUGUUUUGGACUAUGGCUUCCACCACCUCGGGUGAUGUUCUGCCCUCAGGCGGCAGGAUCUUUACCUCCAUUCCUGAUGUGUUCUUCCUCCCUGAGUUUGUGUUCGGAGGUUUGGUGUGGAUCCUGGUGGCAUCGACUCGUGUCAAUCCAGAAAACCCUCUGGGCUGGGUGAUGUUCGUGUCUGUCUUCUGCUUUGUUCUGACGACGCUCUGGUUCUUCAUCUUCCUCUGUGGAGCCAAUCAGAGCAGCAUCUGGCCCUCACUGGAUGUGCUGUAUCAUUUCCUGGCGGUGGUUUUCUACCUCAGUGCAUCGGUGGAUCUGGCUUUCAUCACCAUAGUGAAUCACACGGCUCUGAGGACUGCGGAAGCCGUGGGGUUGUCGCCUUCAACCAUAUUUGAACUUCUCAAAAUCUACCGGCUGGACAUUGCUGCUGUGGUGAUGUCCUAUGUGGCCACUCUCCUCUACUUUCUCCAUGCCAUUUUCUCUGCCAUUCGAUGGAAGAAGAACUAAUAAGACAAAACACAAACCAACAACAAGAACACCAAAAGGAGAAAGAAAGACAAACUAAAUAUGAAACUAAAUAACCCAGCUGAGCUGUCAUUGGACUAAACAGAGAAUGAGCUUUUGUGUUUCUGUUGUUUUUAUUUACAUGUCCCUGAACUUGCUUUUGAACCAAAGUGCCAAUGAAUGAGUGGAAAACGAGCAGGUUUUUGAUAAAUGUCUAUUGGUCUUGUAAGUGAGGUUGAAUUGAACAUUAUUCCCCCCAAAUUUACUUUUUUCUUAAUCACAAAGGCAGCAAUUUGGUUAAAAUUUGUUUGAACAAAAUUAAUGUGUCAGAAAUAAAGAAAUAUAUACUUUAAGGAAGGCUAAUGAGUGUAAAUAACUUAUUCAACCACAGAUGUAAUUAAAUAUCUAGGAGCAGGUACAUGGUACAUGAUAUUUUAAGAUAGAUUUAUGGUGACGUACAUUUUUUAAACUGCUUUUUUUUAACUCUUCUUUUUUGUUUUUGUUGACUUUUUUUGGAAACACUCCUGUGGGUUGUAUUUGAAAAUGGGCUGGAGAAAUUUUUAUAGAGAAAUUAAGUGUAAUUUGUCACUGGUGACUUCACAAUCUUAACAUAUAUGGAGUAAACAUUUCUACAAAUCAAAGUCGCAUUUAACUUAGCAUUAGUUAACCUAGAGCAAUCUUUUCUCCUUGUUUAUUAUGAACAAA